Molecule: messenger RNA, 864 nt
Organism: Cadophora gregata
Lineage: Eukaryota; Fungi; Ascomycota; Leotiomycetes; Helotiales; Ploettnerulaceae
Exons: 1
Coding region: 1-864 (287 amino acids)
Source: RefSeq, a predicted model, not a curated record
AUGGCGCCACACUCAAAGAAACUCCCAGAAGCUUCAAGUUCAAGCUCGCCUUCGAAGCCCACCAAGAGAACAAGUAUCUUAGGAUCCAUGUUGGACAGCGCGUUCUCGAGAGACAGCUCAUCAAGACCCAGCUCCAAGCUCUCCAAACACACCGACAAGCAAGAUGUCAAGAACUCCGCGAAAGAAACAAAGAGCUCGAGAUCAAAAUCCACUUCUAAGAGUGUCAAAUCUUCGGCAUCGAAACAUACUACUGAGAAAACCAAAUCUUCGAGUUCAAAGCCGAAAUCAGGAUUACCGACAUCGAAGCUAUGCAAUACAGCCACAGCAGAAACAGAACAGUUCUUAAAUAGUGCUUUCUUCAAGGACGAAUCAAGAGUUCAAGUUGAGGAGUCACAACCUCCAGCUCCCGCGCAGUCCACCACCCCAGACAUCACAACUGCCUUUACCAGCGAACAUGACAGGAAAAUGGCAACAAGACAGCUGCGAAUCGAUACUCUAUCUGAGGUGGAGCUCCAAGAACAGGAAGAAUGGGCACAAAAGAGGCUCCUAGAGUCUCAGGCUUGCCCAGCUGGCUGGGGCUGGCAACGAUACACAGCUCCUGAGGGCUACUCCCAGUUCAAUGGGUAUCGCUGUUAUGGUGGAGCUAGUACACACUUAGUAUCUCAUGAACUGUUAGCAGAAGGAAAGAAUCGUCUGUACCAGCUGGAUCCAUUUACAAACUGGGCGGGACCUUUUGAUGCAGAGGAGGUGAGACGAGAGCUUGUAGAGCUCGCCAUCGGAGGACAACAACUGUCACUUGCGGAUCAGGCAAAACAACUUACUCCGGAACAGUUUGCAGCGCUGCUUCGAAGUAUAUUCUCCUAA